This is a messenger RNA of Pocillopora verrucosa, 2133 nucleotides long. RefSeq names its product palmitoyltransferase ZDHHC16. Gene Ontology annotation, molecular function: palmitoyltransferase activity. The record is from RefSeq and is a predicted model, not a curated record. Gene Ontology annotation, cellular component: Golgi apparatus. Gene Ontology annotation, biological process: protein palmitoylation. Lineage: Eukaryota; Metazoa; Cnidaria; Anthozoa; Scleractinia; Pocilloporidae.
GCGUCGGAAGAGGAAAAUUCUGAAGAUUUAUGAUCAAGUCUUUGGCAUUCAUGCGAAAUUUUCAUCCACCAGAAUAUUUCCCAGUAACAGAGUCAUGAAAGAAAAUGUGCCAAAAUUCUGAGCGAUUUUGUCGUGAUUUUGGAGCUAACGUAAUUAUUUCGAGAAGACGCGAUCAUCACAAACCCGCCGCUGCGGUCGUCGAUCUCGAUGGAACGUUUGAAAGUGCUUCUGUUUGCGUGGCAUUCAUUGACUUUCAACGCACAGAUUUCUCGAGCAGUUGUAGUUGACACCAUAUUUGAACCAGUAUUCUGCCUCUUUGAUUUUUUUGUUCGGAUUUUAGGGCCGGCAUUCCUUUUAGUCGUGAUUGGUCUUACUACGUCUGUGGUGGUGAUCUAUUAUGCAUAUUUGUUGCCUGUUAUCCAAGAGUACAGCACACCUUGGGUUGUCUUUCAUUUAAUAACAGCUCAUUGGCUUUUGAUCAACAUUGUUUUUCAUUAUUUUAAAGUUGUCUUCACAUCACCUGGUCUAGCCCCUCAGGAAACUAAUUUAGAAGAUCUGAAAAGUGGGAAAUACAGCCUUUGUAAAAAAUGUGUUCGAAUUAAACCACCAAGAUCACACCACUGCUCAAUUUGCAAAAGGUGUGUUUUGAAAAUGGAUCACCAUUGCCCAUGGAUUAAUAACUGUGUGGGCCAUUUCAAUCACAGAUAUUUCAUAUCUUUCUGCUUCUUUAUGUGUCUUGGAACAAUUUAUGUCACUGUUACUUCCAGCAAUCUUUUCAUCAAACACUUUUUCCAUGACUGGAAUUACAAGCUCAUUCCAAGCUCUAAUGUAUCCAAUGGGCGAAAUGUCACAUCAUUGUCAUCAAAACCUAUUUUUGAUAAGUUACAUCAGAAAAAAUUUAACCAUGAAGCAGAUGGUGUUUCAGAGUCUGAGCACAGUAGUGUUCUGUAUGUUUUUAUACUUUGCUCUACUGUUACUUUGGCGCUUGGAGUAUUGACAGGAUGGCACUGUCAUCUUAUUGGCCGUGGGGAAACAUCCAUUGAAUGGCAUUCUAACAUAGAAGAAGCUAGAACUUUUAGGAAACAAGGCUUGGUUUUUAGGAAUCCUUAUAACUUUGGCACUUGGAAUAACUGGAGAAUUCUUCUUGGACUUGUUGAAGGAAGAUCAUGGCUGAGGGUUCUUCUACCUUCAGUGCAUCCCCCUUAUGGUGAUGGACUGACAUGGCCUCCUCCGCCUGAGAGUGGUACAAGGAGUAAUGUCAGGAAAUUACACAUUGUGUGAAGAUGAAGUGCAAAUCCAUGUUCCCUUACUUUAGAUAUUCUGCCCAAAGAUAUGCAGUUGCAUUAUGUACAGUACCUCCAGUAGCUAUUUUGUAAUUAAGGUCAGCGAGUAUCUAGUGAAUUACAAAUUCACACAUCACUGAAAGUAAUUCAGGAGUAACUUAUUGUCCUACAAGAGACAAUUAAAAAUAACAGGUAUAAUUCUGCUUUAGGUGUUUUUUAGGUGGUUUUUUUAAAAAUUAAUUUACAAUUUAUACAGGGCUUAUUGCAAGUCUCUAAGUGCUUUACAAUAUAAAAGAAAGAGAAGCAAAUAUUUCAAAUAAACAUAAACUGCUUGAAAAUCGUAACUGGCAUGAGGCAGACCAGCUGGCUAUUUAUUUGAACUUGUGGGGACUGAGAACAAAUGUAGUGAGUAGCAGGGAGGAGGACUUGAACUCGGGACCACUGGACUACAAGUCCAGUGCCCUAACCAACCACUCUGCCUUCUUGUUAGAGACCUCAGCAAAUUAACAAAUAGACUCCAUGUUGCUGUUCAUCUGUUCAGUAAUAGAUCACAAAUGAUGUCAAAAUGUAGUAAAAAAGCAAAAUGUUGUUAGUGGUGACAUCAUCUGUGCAUCUGUCCUCCAUUAGAUCAUAAACAGGAACCAAUGAAAAUGCAGGAAUAAUUCAGCUUUUUAUAUAUUUAAUGGACUAUUUUUCACAGGCAAAUCACCUCUUAUUUAUAAAUAAAUUUAUCAUUUGGUCUUUUUUAAGUUGUGGCUACCAUUUCAUUUUUGUUUUAGUUUCAUUUCCUGUUUUACAUUACGUUUUAUGUCAUGUGACAAUCUCUAGGGGGGAUUGCACAUGCUUUGAC